UUGAGAAGAUAGACCUAGCCCUCCAGGACAGGGGCAUUUGGAAGGACUUUUGGAACAAAUAUAAACUGUAUAUUUGUUUACAAACAUGGCAAGUCCUGACCAAAUGAAAAGGUUUUCACUUCUUGGUGUCUCAUGCAUUCUUCUUGUCACUGUCGUCAGCGCCGCCUACGGCACACAAGGCCAACAGAAUGUUGGCAAGCUUUGUGAAUCAAUGCAGUACCAAGAAACCUGCCACAAGAGUCUUGAGAAGGCGUCGGGCCAAACGACCGAUGUUAAAGAGCUUUUGAAAGCCGCAUUCAAUGCAACAUCAGCGGAGUUGUUGAAACAUAUUAACAAUUCGACUCUCUAUCACGAGUUGGCGAAGGACAACAUGACAAAACAAGCAAUGGAUGUUUGCAAUGAGGUUUUGAAUUACGCUGUUGAUGGAAUCUCUAAAUCAGUCGGUAGAAUCGAUAACUUUGAUUUGAGUAAGUUGAAUGAAUAUGGUUAUGAUCUCAAGGUUUGGUUAACCGGUACACUUUCGCAUCAACAUACAUGUUUGGACGGUUUCGAGAACUCAACAACGAAAGCCGGUGAAACAAUGGCUAAGAUUUUGAAUGCUUCUUUGCAAUUAACUAACAAUGCUAUUGACAUGAUUAAUGUUGCUUCUGGAAUGGCUAAGGGUCUUGGCGAAAACACGAAUACUGGUAAAAGGAAUCUUUUGUCUCUUGAAUCGGAGAAACUUGUCGAUGGUUUUCCUUCAUGGGUUAGCGAAGGACAACGACGUCUUCUAGCCGAUGAACCCGUUAAGCCAAAUGCUGUUGUCGCGCAAGACGGUAGUGGACAGUUUAAGACAAUUGGUGAUGCUCUUAAGACUGUUCCUGCUGAUAAUGCACAGCCUUUUGUUAUUCAUGUUAAGGAAGGUGUUUAUAAGGAGACUGUUAAUGUUCCUUUGCAACAGACUUUUGUUACCCUCAUCGGCGAUGGUCCUACCAAGACCAAAAUCACCGGAAGCCUCAACACAGUUGAUGGUUAUAUCGCUUACAACACCGCAACCGUCGGUGUAAAUGGUGCAAAUUUCAUGGCAAAGGAUAUCGGGUUCGAGAACACAGCCGGGGUAGAUAAACAUCAAGCAAUAGCACUCCGCAUAACAGCAGACAAAGCAAUCUUAUACAACUGUCAAAUGGACGGUUUCCAGGCCACGCUCUUCGCCGAAUCCCAACGCCAAUUCUACCGCGACUGCACCAUCUCCGGCACAAUCGACUCCAUCUACGGCGACGCCUUUGGAGUUUUCCAAAACUGCAAACUAGUCGUUAGAAAACCAGAUGAGGAACAGGAAUGCACCGUAACAGCCAGCGGAAGAGUCAAAUCCGACAGCGCAAGCGCUCUCAUUUUCCAAUCCUGUCACUUCACAGGUGAACCAGAACUAGCAUCAAUAACACCCAAAAUCGCUUACCUCGGAAGACCAUGGAAGGCGUACGCCAAAGUCGUCAUAAUGGACUCAACCAUCGAUGACAUUUUCUCCGAAGAAGGUUACAUGCCAUGGAUGGGAAAAAUGUUCCUCGACACAUGUACUUAUUACGAGUAUAACAAUAAAGGUCCUGGUGCUGACACAAAAGGAAGAGUUAAAUGGCCCGGUGUUAAAACUAUAACCGCGACCGAAGCAGCUGAUUUCUACGCUGGAAAAUUCUUCGAGAUUGCUAAUUCAACCGAACGCGAUUCUUGGAUUGUGAAGUCUGGUGUUCCUUAUUCACUUGAUCCUUCACAUGCUAGCAGUAAUGAAGGCAUUAAGGCUGAGGCCGGAAGUAGUAAUCCGGGGGCUGGCAGUCAUUCUGGAGCUACAAGAAUGGAGACAUUUUACAGCGGCUUUUUCAUAGCAGCUGUAUAUUUGUUGGCAAAUAUGUGGAUGUAAUAAGGAUAGCAUAGCAAAUUGCUGUUUUUCACCAUAAGUAAUUGUUUUGAUGAUCCAUGUGAAUGUGGUAGCCAAUAAUUUUCAAUCUUUAACUAAUUCUUUGAA
This is a messenger RNA of Vicia villosa (hairy vetch), 1996 nucleotides long. Its product is annotated as pectinesterase/pectinesterase inhibitor-like. The record is from RefSeq and is a predicted model, not a curated record. Gene Ontology annotation, molecular function: pectinesterase inhibitor activity; pectinesterase activity. NCBI's taxonomy places the organism in Eukaryota, Viridiplantae, Streptophyta, Magnoliopsida, Fabales, Fabaceae. Gene Ontology annotation, biological process: cell wall modification. Bases 86 to 1891 code for a protein of 601 amino acids. The transcript is spliced from 2 exons.